This is a messenger RNA of Corapipo altera (White-ruffed manakin), 632 nucleotides long. RefSeq names its product transcription intermediary factor 1-beta-like. The annotation marks the transcript as partial. Gene Ontology annotation, molecular function: transcription corepressor activity. The transcript is spliced from 4 exons. NCBI's taxonomy places the organism in Eukaryota, Metazoa, Chordata, Aves, Passeriformes, Pipridae. The record is from RefSeq and is a predicted model, not a curated record.
AUGUCCCCCUCUGUCCCCCCCAUAUCCCCCCUCACCUUUUCCUUCCCUCCCCCCCAGGAGGAGCCUCAGGAAUUGGCCAUCGGGGACCCCGGGGACACCAAGCCCAUGGGGCUGCUGCCCCCUCCUGCCGUGGGGGGUGUCCCCACGGAGGGUGUCCCCACGGAGGGUGUCCCCACGGAGGGUGUCCCCGUGGGGUGGAGCUGCCGGGUGUGCGGCCGCGCGGGGGCCGUGGUGAUGUGUGACCGGUGCCAGCGCUGCUUCCACCUGCACUGCCACCUGCCCGCCCUGCUCGACGUGCCCAGCUCCGACUGGACGUGUUCGCUGUGCCAGGAGCUCCCCCCGCCCUCCGAGGGCCCCGAGGGCCAGGGAACCCCCACCCGGCUGAGCCCCCUGGACCAGCAGAGGUGUGAGCUGGUGCUGCUGGAGCUGCUGUGCCACGAGCCCUGCAGGGCCCUGCAGCGCCCGCACGGCCUCGCGGAGGGGGGUCCGGCCCUGGACCUGACCCUGAUGAGGGCGAAGCUGCAGGAGAAGCUGAGCCCCCCCUACAGGACCCCUGAGGAGUUCGUCAGGGACGCCUGGAGGGUCCUGGGGCAGCUCCAGGGGACCACCGAGGUCUGGGGGGUGUCUGGGGG